This is a messenger RNA of Fusarium sp. VM40, 528 nucleotides long. The record is from the annotation of a GenBank genome assembly. NCBI's taxonomy places the organism in Eukaryota, Fungi, Ascomycota, Sordariomycetes, Hypocreales, Nectriaceae.
AUGUCCAAAACAAGCACCGCGGCCUCUACCUCUCAGACGGCCUGCCACAACGUCUACGACACGCCGAACCAAGACAGCGUCUGCUCCAUGUUCCGCAAAGACAACCACACCGAGAUCAUGCGGGCUUGCUGCGGUGAUGCUAAAAUCAUCAGCUAUUCCGGCGACUGCGCAAUGUACUGCGUUGCCCUUGACCAAACUGUCAGUGAGCUUUCCGAAUGUCUUUACGGCAAGGGAGCUCCUGACAAAGAUGGUGUCUGGUGCAGCGGUAACUCGAAGACUACCAAGACCAAGGACGGCAAGAUUCCCGCUACUGCUCAAGCCAGCGCCAUCUCGGACGACGACGACGAUGAUGAUAAGGACAAGGACGAUAAGAAAAGCACUAGCAGUGGUACGGCCAGCUCGUCCAAGGCAAGCGAAACUGGUAACGCUGCUGCUGGUACCAGCCCUCAGUCUGGCAUUAGCACCCUUGGUCUCACCAUUGGUGCCUUGCUCUUCUCUUCUAUGGCUAUUGGUAUUUUCGAACUUUGA